AUAUGUUACACUUUACCCACUGUGGUAUAUAUGUAAGUGUACUACCUCAGUUCUUCAGUUCUUGUUUUUAUGCUCUUUUCUGUUGAACUGAUUUGACUCGUUGGUUUCACUUUCUCUGUGUUCUUAAAUGAAAUACUAACAUUGUUGUUACCAACACAUUUUUCAAGAUUCGUUUUUCAAUGUCUUUGUUUUUGUUGUUGUAACCUACCACUCUUGUCUCUGGGUUUAUUUUCACAACAAUAACUGAAACAAAGAAGAGAAAAAUCAAAACUUUAACCAAUUAUUGUUCUUUAACUUCCUCAGACCAUCUCCAAUGGUGGUUGAUGUCAUGGAUUCAUCAAACGGCGACAAUCAUGACCAAGAACAACGUAAAUGUCUCAAAAGGACCUUUGAACACUUGUACAGACAACCCAUUGUCGAAGAUUCUCCUUCUGAAGAAUCCCUCAUUGGCAAUUUGGUUCCUAGAAGGGAUCAGUUAGAGGCUUUUGAAGUUGCAAAGAAAAGGAACACAAUUGCAAUUAUGGAUACUGGUUCUGGUAAAACUUUGAUAGCUAUAAUGCUUAUCAAAGAAAUUGGUCAAUCAAUUAGGUCAAGUGGAGUGAAAAAAUUGAUUAUUUUCUUAGCUCCAACAGUUCAUCUUGUGAAUCAGCAAUACAGGAAUAUAAAAGUUAAUACAGAUUUUCAAGUUGAGGAAUACUAUGGGUUGAAAGGAGUUGAUACAUGGAAUUUGAGGUGCUGGCAGAAGGAAGUUAGCGACAAUGAUGUGAUGGUUAUGACACCCCAGAUUCUUUUGGAUGCCUUAAGAAAAGCAUUCCUGAGUAUUGAAAUGAUACGCUUGAUGGUUCUUGAUGAGUGUCACUGGGCAUCAGGCAACCAUCCCUAUGCAAAAAUAAUGACGGAAUUUUAUCACCCAGCUAAUGAAAAGCCAAAGAUUUUUGGGAUGACAGCAUCACCAGUUGGUAAAAGAGGUGUUUCUUCUACUUUGGUUUGUGAGGAUCAGAUAUCAGACCUUGAAAACAUCUUGGAUUGUCAGAGUUAUGUUGUUAAAGAUCGAACAGAGAUGGACGCAUAUAUUCCAUCUGCAAAAGAGAGUUGUAGAUUUUAUGACCAAGCAAAAUUUCCCGCUUUGAGUUUGAAGCCAAAAAUUGAAGAAGUGUGGUCGAAGUGUGACUUGUUGUUAGAAUUUCAAAGUGACUAUAAGGAUAUGGACGAUAAAUUUAAGACACUGCAUCAGCGGAUGUCCAAUGAACUGGCCAAAAUAUUGCAUUGCCUCGAAGAUCUUGGACUGUUGUGUGCUUAUGAGGCUGCUAAAAUCUGCCAUCAGAAAUUCUCUAAAAUUUAUGGAGAGUGUGAAGUUUACAGAAAAGCCAAUCUUCAGUGUGUAACUGUCAUUGAAGAAGUGAUCCAAUUAAUUGAUGAAUCCCUUCAUCUUGCCAAUGAAAUGAUUUCGGACGUUGAAUUCGAUUGUUCAAAGGCAGUAGAGAUGGGAUACAUAUCACCAAAAUUACUUGAACUUAUUAAACUCUUUGAAACAUUUGGAGAACCUAGUCAGUUAAUGUGCCUCAUUUUUGUUGAAAGAAUCAUUACAGCUAAGGUGAUCGAAAGAUUUGUGAAAAAGGUUUCCCAGUUAUCUCAUCUCACAGUUGCCUAUGUAACUGGAAGCAAUACAUCAACUGAUGCACUGGCUCGUAAUAGGCAGAAAGAAGUAUUGGAUUCUUUCCGAACCGGAAAGGUCAAUCUUCUAUUUACUACUGAUGUACUUGAGGAAGGAAUUCAUGUGCCAAACUGCUCGUGUGUGAUACGUUUCGACCUCCCCACGACAGUUUGUAGUUAUAUCCAAUCUCGUGGAAGAUCUAGACGUGCUAACUCUCAAUUUAUUUUGAUGGUGGAGAGAGGAAAUUUGAAGCAAAGAAAUCUGCUCUUUGACAUAAUCAGGAGUGAGCGUUCCAUGAAUGAUGCAGCUGUUAGUAAAGACAAUGGAUGUAAUUUAAGGACAUUUACAGUUAGGAAAACAGAAGCAUACCAUGUGGAUUCUACUGGAGCAUCAGUCAAUUUAGAUUCUAGUGUUACUCUUAUAAAUCAAUAUUGCGAAAAGCUCCCACGUGAUAAGUACUCCUCUGGAAAGCCCAAUUUUGAGUCUGUGCCUGUGGAGGGAGGAGGGUACGAGUGUAAAUUAACACUACCACCUAAGGCAGCUUUCCAAACAAUAGUUGGUCCUUCAGGAAAAGAUGUUCGGCUAGCAAAGACUCUUGUAUGUCUAGAAGCUUGUAAGAAGCUGCAUCAAAUGGGCGCCUUGAAUGAUCAUCUUGUUCCAUCCAUUGAAGAUCCUCCAGAAGCAGACAAUGUUGUAAAAAACAAGGAAUCAAGUUCAGCUGCAGGUGCAGGAACCACAAAAAGAAAGGAAUUACACGGCACAACCAGCAUUCAGGCAUUAUGUGGUUCAUGGGGUGACAAACUUGAUGGAGCCAAAUUUCAUGCUUAUAAAUUUGAAUUCAAGUGUAAUAUUGUUACUGAAAUUUAUUCUGGAUUUGUUCUUCUGCUCGAGUCAAAGCUUGAUGAUGAUGUGGGAAAUUUGGAAUUAGAUCUUUAUUUAAUCUCAAAGUAUGUGAAGACUUCUGUCAUUUCAUGCGGGCAAGUUUAUUUGGAUGCUGAACAGGUGGCGAAAGCAAAAAGCUUUCAUGAACUGUUUUUCAAUGGUUUGUUUGGGAGAUUGAUUCGUAAGUCGAAAUCAGGAAAUGGGGAAAGGGAGUUUUUACUGCAGAAAGACACAGAAUUAUUGUGGAGUCCAAAAAACUCGUAUUUGCUUCUACCAUUUGAGAAGUCAAAUGAUAUGGAAUCAUUGCAAAUACAUUGGUCUGCAAUCAGUUCUUGCGCUUCUGCUAUUGAAUUUAUAAGGGGGAGAUUUCCGUUGGUUGCAGAAGAUUCUGAUGAUAACAGCAAAAUCAUAUCACCGCCUUGUGAUAUCACCAAUUCGUCGGAUAUGGAACAUGAAAGCACAAACAUUUUUCACUUUGCCAAUUGUGCUAUUGAUGUUAAUAAUAUGAAAGAUACGGUAGCUUUGGCCAUUCAUACUGGGAAAGUAUAUUGUAUCAUUGAUGUGGUUGAGAACUCAUCCGCUGAAAGUGCUUUUGACGGAAACAGUGACAAGGCUGGAGCGGAAUGCAAAGUGACGUUCUCGCAGUAUUUCAAGAAAAGGUAUGGAAUCACAUUAAAACAUCCAGAACAGCCUUUGUUAAGGUUGAAGCAAGGUCAUAAUGCACACAAUCUUUUUUUGAACAUUCAUGACGAAGAUGCCGAGGACAAGUCGUCACUAAUUGGCCCGGUAACCAAAAAACCGCCUGUGCAUGUUCACAUUCCACCUGAGCUUCUUUGUCUUCUUAAUAUUAAAAGAGAUGUGUACAAGUCAAUGUACUUACUACCAUCUCUUAUGUACCGUAUCGAAUCUCUCAUGUUAUCCAGUCAGCUUAGAGCAGAGAUAAAUGGCCACACUGACAUUUUCAAGAUACCUAGCUCUCUGGUUCUAGAAGCACUUACAACUUUAAGAUGCUGUGAAAAGUUUUCUAUGGAACGUCUUGAGUUGCUAGGAGAUUCUGUUUUGAAAUACGCGGUGAGCUGUCAUCUCUUUCUUAAAUAUCCUAAGAGACAAGAAGGACAGUUAUCUGCCAAAAGACAAUACGCUGUUCGUAAUUCAACCCUACAUAAAUGUGGAACAGAUCGCAAUUUGCAGGGAUAUAUUCGAGAUUCCGCAUUUGAUCCGCGCCGUUGGGUUGCUCCUGGACAAGACUGUAUACACCCUGUUCAUUGUGAUUGUGGGUUGGAAACCCUAGAAGUUCCGUUAGAUACGUUCAUUACUGAAGAUCCGAAAAAAGUGGUUGGGAAGCUGUGUGAUAGGGGACACCGCUGGAUGUGCUCGAAGACUAUUGCUGAUUGUGUUGAAGCUCUGAUAGGGGCAUACUAUGUGGGUGGUGGAUUGAUUGCUGCACUUCACAUGAUGAAAUGGCUUGGGAUUGAUUCAGGACUUGAACCAUCCAUGGUUGAUGAAGCCAUUACUGCUGCAUCUCUUCACACAUAUACGCCAAAAUUAAAUGAGAUUGCAAUCCUUGAGACAAAAAUUGGAUACAAAUUUUCUGUCAAAGGACUCUUAGUGGAGGCAACCACACAUUUGUCUGAGACAGAACAUGGAACUGGCUGCUGCUAUGAGAGGCUUGAAUUCCUUGGUGACUCGGUAUUGGACCUUCUCAUCACAUGGCAUCUAUAUCAGAAUCACACGGAAAUUGAUCCGGGAGAGUUGACUGACUUGCGUUCUGCUUCUGUCAAUAAUGACAAUUUUGCUCAAGCUGCAGUUAGACGAAACCUUCACACGCACCUUCUGCAUAGCUCAGGAUUAUUACAAAACCAGAUAUUGGAAUAUGCGAAGGUCAUUUCGGAAUCAGAAGAUAACAGUGUAUCAAUCCCGGGGAUUAAAGCUCCUAAGGCACUUGGAGAUCUAGUAGAGAGUAUUGCUGGGGCUGUACUAAUUGAUACCAAGCUUGACCUUGAUGUAGUGUGGAAGGUUUUCCAUCCUUUGUUAUCUCCCAUUGUUACUCCUGAUAAACUUGAACUUCCUCCAUUGCGUGAAUUAAAUCAAUUAUGCGACUCUCUCGGAUACUUUGUAAAAGUAAAAGUAAGCCGUGAUAAGAAGGGAACCAUGGAGCAUGUUGUGCUUAGUGUACAGUUGCCAGAUGCUAAAUUGGUUCGAAAAGGAAUGGGACCAAAUCAAAAAUCUGCGAAAGGAGAUGCUGCUUUUCAUUUGUUGAAGGAACUUGAGAAAAGGGGAAUUUCGUACAAGGGAAAAAGAGUAAUGGAUUUCAGUGUUCCCGCUUGUCAAACGGAAGAACAGCCCCCAAAGCAAGUAGCACAUAAAAAGCCCAAAUUGGAAAAAACUAACCCAACUGCUAAUCCAUCCGCUAGUGAUCUCAAUGACAUUUCCACCGGAUCUUCUGAUAUUAGUCAUACCAUUCCAGUUAUUCCAGCAAGUAAAAUGAAAACGAAGGGAGGACCCCGGACUGAACUGUAUGCAGUUUGCAAGAGAAUGCAGUGGCCAUUGCCUUCAUUUGAUUCGAAAGAAUAUAAAGAUAGAUCUCUAUUUAAAUCGUGUGAAGGCCUGGAAGGAAGCAAAGGACUGAACUGUUUUGUGUCAAAAAUAACUUUGUGCAUACCACGUCAUGGUGAUUUAGAAUGUGAAGGAGAAGCUAGAGCUGAUAAGAAGAGCUCAUUUGACGCUGCUGCAGUUAAAGUGCUUUAUGAGCUACAACGCCUUGGAAAGAUUACUAUUGAUGAUGUUUCCCAAUAAUCUGUCUCUUUUUUACUCCACUAACCAACCGAUCGAAUAUAAAGGCAAUCGGCCUGCCUUCGCAACUGAAAAAACAAGUGAAAGAGCAGAGGAGAGAUGAAGGGAAGAUAUAGAUUUGAUGAAGAAGCAAUGAGAUAUAGAGGCUGUAGACAGGUUUAGAAUUAACGAAUAAAUUAUGAAUUUUAACGGAUAACUUAUUGUAUAAUAUGACGAUGAUGAUAUUUGUGCUAUAAUAUAGGUGUACUUUGAAAUGAAUGUGUUAAAAACUAAUGCUGUCACCCUAAAGUAACACCAAGUAGUGGCAAAAGGAUUCACAAAUAGGUUUGUACUUUGAAUGUGUUUAAAACUCGUAAUGAACACAAAAAGUAAGUACUGUAAUACUUUGAAUGUUGUUGUUGAGUAAAUUAAUUGCUUUUUUAGAUGAA
Messenger RNA from Trifolium pratense (red clover), 5757 nucleotides. Its product is annotated as endoribonuclease Dicer homolog 3a. Gene Ontology annotation, cellular component: cytoplasm; nucleus. The record is from RefSeq and is a predicted model, not a curated record. The transcript is spliced from 25 exons. Gene Ontology annotation, biological process: siRNA processing. The coding region runs from base 314 to 5332 and encodes 1672 amino acids. Lineage: Eukaryota; Viridiplantae; Streptophyta; Magnoliopsida; Fabales; Fabaceae. Gene Ontology annotation, molecular function: ATP binding; ribonuclease III activity; RNA binding.